Hypanus sabinus (Atlantic stingray) is the source of this 4811-nucleotide messenger RNA. RefSeq names its product R3H domain-containing protein 1-like. NCBI's taxonomy places the organism in Eukaryota, Metazoa, Chordata, Chondrichthyes, Myliobatiformes, Dasyatidae. The record is from RefSeq and is a predicted model, not a curated record. The transcript is spliced from 28 exons. Gene Ontology annotation, molecular function: nucleic acid binding. The coding region runs from base 377 to 3826 and encodes 1149 amino acids.
CGUCACUGCUUCCUCCAGCACGUUUGGUUGGAGUUGUCGGAGGGUGGGGGGGUAGAGAAAGGAGAGGGCCCGGGUGUAGGGGGGGGCAGGCUUUAGCCAUGCUCCCGACUCGCUGCAACAAAUCCUCUCGCCGGGGGACCGGUGUUUGGGAAUGAUUUGCCUGAUCGGUAGAAGGAAUAUUCAGAAUAGGACUUCACACUGUUAAUAAGGACAUGGGACUCCCCUUACCAACUUCCAUCAGGUUCAGUAAAAUUGGCAUCUUCAUCAGCAGCACUAAGGAGGAACCUUGGUUUGCUUUAUUUCCUCAUUACAGAAACAUUGGUGUCAAAAGUCAAAGGUUCUCCAAUUUUAGUAGAAUCAAGAGUGAACUUAUCCAAUGAGAAUGUCUGAUAUUAGUAUAGUGAAAGAAGAAGCCGAAGCAAUGAGGGGUAAAGAGAAUACCCUUAAACAGACAUCAAUAACAGAAAAUCUGGUAAAAUCAGAAAGCCAUGAAUCAAAGGCACUGGAAAAAGAUGAAAGCUGCGUAGAUAAGAGAAUUGACUCUCAGCGACAUAUACAAAGUCUUGGACAGGCGGGGAAAAGGUCUAAGUCAAAUGCAAAGUUAAAGCUAGUACGGAGUCUGGCUGUGUGUGACGAGUCCUCUCCUCCGCCCACAGCUGAUGUUCCACAGGAGAAUCAGGAUAAAAUUCAACUACAGUUAACACAGACAUUUGAUAAGGAAGAGCAACACACGAAAGAUGAAGCUGAAAAGGAAGAAUACACAGACAAACCAGAUAAAAUGCAUAAAAAAAUGUUAUCAAGAGAUUCCAGCCAAGAAUAUACAGAUUCCACUGGAAUAGAUCUUCAUGAAUUUUUAGUAAAUACUUUGAAAAAUAAUCCCAGGGAUAGAAUGAUGUUGCUGAAGUUAGAACAAGAAAUUCUGGAUUUUAUCAGUAAUAACAAUAUUCAGUAUAGGAAGUUUCCUCCUAUGACCUCAUAUCACAGGAUGUUGUUACACAGGGUGGCUGCUUACUUUGGCUUGGAUCAUAAUGUUGACCAAACAGGAAAAGCUGUGAUUGUAAACAAAACUAGCAACACGAGAAUACCUGAUCAGAAGUUUUGUGAACAUAUAAAAGAUGAGACAGCAGAUGAUUUUCAAAAGAGGUAUAUUCUUAAACGAGAUAACUCGAGCAUUGACAAAGAUGAUAACCAAAUACGUAUCAGAUUGCGGCAUGAUAGAAGAAGCAAAUCAAUAGAGGAGAGGGAAGAGGAAUAUCAGCGGGUCAGAGAUAGGAUAUUUUCUCAAGAUUUGUCAUUUCCCCAGGAUAAUUACUUUACAGAUAAAAGAUCUCCUGAAGAAGAAGCUGUUAAUAGCACCCAACAAAGGCGACAGAUAUUUAGAGGAAAUAAAGACAGCACAGGGAGAUCCUCCAAUAGCUGGCAGAGCAGUACUGAAAAUGAACAUAAGUGGUCAGAGCCACGCCCCUGGAGUAGUACAGAUUCGGACAGCUCCAACCGUAACCUGAAACCUGCGAUGACGAAAGCUAGCAGCUUCAGUGGAAUAUCUGUACUGGCAAGAGGUGAUAGCUCUGGUAGCAGCAAAAGUACAGGCAGGCUUUCAAAAACAGGUUCAGAGUCUUCUAGUAGUGUAGGGUCAUCCACGGGUUCCCUUUCUCGCACCCAUCAACCUCUUCCAGUCACAGCUAUGAGCCAGACUCAUGGUGUGCCAGCCGUCUAUUCAGCUGUCAACACUAGUAAUUCUCUUACCUUUGAUGGUGGCAUGAGUGGGCAAGUGAUUCCUACUAGCACUAGCUUCUUUUUGCUUCCCUUGGAAGCUGCAGGCAUACCACCUGGCAGUAUUCUCGUGAACCCUCAAACAGGUCAGCCAUUCAUGAAUCCAGAUGGUACAACAGUGGUGUAUAAUCCCCCAACUGCCCAGCAGUCUGUGAGGAACCCUGUGGCUGCCCCAGCACAGCCACCACCACCAACUGUUCCACAGCAGCAGCAAGUACCAAAUCAGAUCCUUUCUCAGCCAAUUCGGGCUCUGCAGUCUUCCUCACAGCCUCUCCAGUACUCUGCGGUCUCUUACCCACCUCAGCUCCUGCCAGUAUCACCUACCCAGCAAUACACUGUGCAAGAAAGUCUUGGUGCUCAGUUUAGCCAGGUGAGCCUUGGCCGUCAACCAUCCACUGAAGUUCCAGAUGCCCAUACUGCCAUAUUCCCAUCAUCACUUGUACUUCAGCCACAGCAACAGCCUGGUUUUAUUAUGGCAUCCCCAGGGCAGCCCCUUCCUUCUCCUGGCUAUUCUGCCUCUGGCCCCUCACUUAGCCAACAAGUGCUUCAACAACAGGGAUAUGUGCAGCAGCCGAUUCAGCAGCUGCCUAGUUGUUUCUGUGCUCCAGGUCAGUACCCCCAUUCCAAUCAGCAGUAUCGGCCUAUAGCCCCCAUCCACUUUAACACUCAACAGAAUCAGCCAUUGUCUCAAACUACCCCGCAAGCAGGUUUUCAAUCAGUGAUGUCAAGUCAGCAGCAAAGCUAUCAAGGAUUGGUUAGUGUUCAAGCCCAAACUCAAAAUGUUGUGAGUGGUCAACAUAGUGGUGUGAGCAAUCAGGUGCAAGGCAUGAUGGUCCAGUAUCCUUCAGUGCAGUCCUAUCAGAUAUCAUUGACUGCAGGCUCUCAAGGAAUGAGUCAGCAGCCCUAUCAACAGACGAUUUUAAUCCCAAAUCAGUCAAGUCAAGGGUCUUUACCUUCUGCAGGAAUGCCAGUCUAUUACAGAGUUAUCCCACCAAGUCAGCAGAAUAAUAUCAGUUCAUCAGCAGGUUAUCUGCAGGCUCCCGGAGCAGACCAGAUACAGUUCCCCCGGCCAUCUUCCCCAUGUAGUUCUCAGCUACAAAGCCAGCAAUGUGCAGCUGUUGUGUCACCACAUGGUAGUGGGAUGCUUAUGAUGCAGCUUAGCAUUCCUAACAAUCCUCAUCCACGGACUCACUCUCCACCUCAGUGGAAACAAAAUAAAUAUCUCAGUAUGGACCAGAGAGGACAUAAGUCUGCAGAAUAUAACAGCCCAGAGAUUACCACACAGAACAGUCCACAGCUGAGUAGUCCUGCAGUAUCACCAGCCCAGUCCCCAGCACCACCACCAAUGGCAACUUUAAAAAAUGUCCGUACUGGAUUAGGACCUCUCCCAAUAAUGGCGCAGUUUCCACGAUCUAUGGUCCCUGGACAAGACGGACGCUACCCUUUGCUGGGCCAGCCUUUGCAGUACAAUACACCAAUCCGUCCUCUUAUCCAGGGACCACACAUCGUCUCAACACAGCAGGGUCAGAAUUUAAAUAGACAUGGAGGAAGAGGAAAGAAACAGACCAGGAAAGCAGCAUCAACCGAUCUUGGUGCAGGAGAGCCAGAACUGAAUAUUUUCCUGAAAUCCAAAGAAUUUAAUCUAAUAAACCAAACAUUGAAACCUUCCCAUGGAAAUGAAUCAUUCUCUCUCCCAAAUAAGUUUAAUGGCCUAAACUUUGUCAGCAGAGUCUUGGAGGUGACUGACCUACCGGAGGGAAUUAGUCGUACAGAAGCUGAUAAGCUUUUAAACGAACUCUUUAAAGCUGGUGCUAAGAUUCGAUGGCUGCGAGAUUCUCAGCCACAUUGUGGUGGUGGUGAUAGUAAUGCAAACACAGAACACUCAAAACCUUCCAGUGACUUAGCAUCCAUGUACACAAUCUUAGCAAUGUUUCCUUCAAAACUGGCUGCUCAGAAUGCGUUAUUGAAACAAAAUAACUCAAACAGAUUUAAACUGAGAUCAAGCAAGAAGCACUACGAUUUUCACAUUAUGGAAAGGGCUAGUUCUCAGUAGUUUACACUGCACUGGACUUGCAGUUUCUUCCACUUAUUUCCCUCUUCAAUUGGACAUGUAUAAUGGUUUCUGUUGACAUAUAGACUUCUGGAACGUGGUAUUUUACAAUAUAACAAUUGAAGAAAACCAGUGAUCCACCCAAAAAAAGGUUGAGUUUCCUAAUUUAUGUUCACCGUUGUCACAACAAAGUAUCUGAGCAUAUCACAAAGCUGUGUCUUUAUAUGGAGAAUGCUGUAGAAUCUCAGUACAAAUUUUAUAGCCCUUUUGUUUUAUAUUUGUGAAUCUUGUAUCCAAUCCAGAGCUCCAUUGUACAGCAACUGUUACAUGAACACCGUCAGCCAGUAAUUACUUGCUUUGACAGUUUCUACCCAGCACAAUUUGGAGAAACCCAGGAAGUUUGUGGGAAUGAAGUAGUUGUUAUCUUUCUCAGCUGAUCACCAGCGACCUACAAAGAAGAAUGUGUGAAAACAUUGCCUUUUGGAUGCAGACUGAAGAUUUUGCUGUUUGGCAUCCUGGAUCCAAUGAGUUUUAAUCUUAGUCUCCAGUACCCUAUUUUAGGUCAACUUUAUACUAAUUGGGCUCCAGUUUACUGUGUGGACAUUCCUCUUUUUGUUAUGAAGCUCCAGAUGCAAUUUUUGUGUUUUUUUUUUAAAUGCUGGACAUUUGUUAGAUGUUUGUGUUUUAAGUUCACCUAAUAUUAAGGAUCACUGGACAUCAACAGAAUUGUUGCUUUAUUGCCAAAACGAACCUUUCAUUUUUUUUUUUUUGGUUGUGUAUAAGUCCUGCCAGGCUGUACAAUGUGUGCUGAUGCAAGUUUAUUUCCCCCUUUUUUCAGUUCUGAAAAAAAUAAAUGUUUACAAAUACAUACAAAACUCUUUGUAACUUAUUUUGGUCGUAUAAAGUUCUUGUCUGAUGCUACUUGACUGCCAUGAGAUUUGAUUGAUUGUAAAUUGAACUAAUUGUAAAUGUAAUUUUCUUCAAAUUA